Eublepharis macularius is the source of this 3049-nucleotide messenger RNA. RefSeq names its product chordin like 2 (gene CHRDL2). The transcript has 11 exons. Gene Ontology annotation, molecular function: protein binding. Bases 216 to 1472 code for a protein of 418 amino acids. Lineage: Eukaryota; Metazoa; Chordata; Lepidosauria; Squamata; Eublepharidae. The record is from RefSeq and is a predicted model, not a curated record.
GAGGCGUCUUUGAAGAGCUUUGGCAUAAGAGGCAGCUUUGGCUGAGGCACCCAUAGAGCAUCAAUUUUGCUUUUCCCAAGUGUCUCUCUACAGGCUGAUUCUGUAGCCACUGCUUAGUGCUUUCUCUGCCCUUUGGGAAUUCUUAGGAGAGAAAGUGCUUGGAUUCCUUUCCCCCACCUCUUCCUCUCUCCUGUUAUCCCACCUUGAAUGGAAACAUGUUUGCAGAAGUGAGAGAGAUUAUUUUUGGCCUGGGAUUCUUGCUUCUUUCCUUGACUUCGGAUGCAACAGCCAAUCCGGAUAUUUUCUGUUUGUUUAAUGGGCAGAGGUACAAUCCAGGAGAAAGUUGGCAUCCUUACCUGGAACCACAAGGCGUGAUGUACUGCAUCCGAUGCACCUGUUCUGAGGAUACCAAUGUCAGCUGCUAUCGAAUUCAGUGCCCUGUUCUUCCAUGCCUGAACCCCAUCACUGACCCUCAACAGUGCUGUGCCAGGUGCCCAGAAAUUUACAGUCAGCCUGGAUUCGAGGAGCCCAUCGAUUCCUCUUGCCAAUACAACGGAGCGACAUACCAACACGGUGACAUUUUUACUGCCAGUGAACUCUUCCCUUCCAGGCAGCCAAACCAAUGCACACAAUGCAGCUGCUCGGAAGGCCAGAUUUACUGUGGCCUGGUGACCUGUCCAGAUCUAUUCUGUGACUCACCCCAGACUAUCUCCGACUCCUGCUGCCCAGUCUGCAAAGAUAGCUCCUACGACAGCUUGACAGACGAUGAACCCCUGCAGCUGAACAGAGAUAGUGAAUCGCGGUGUGCAGGGGAGGCGAGAAAUGAAGAUCCCCUGGAAGCAGCAGAUAUGCCAACCGGACCUUCGCUAGAGUUCAUCCCUCAUAGCAGCAAGCUGAGAGGGGGUGGCACGACGGUCAGAAUCAUUUUGAAAGAGAGGCACAAGAGAGCUUGUGCCUACAACGGGAAGACCUACUCCCACGGGGACGUGUGGCACCCAACCUUCCGUUACUUUGUACCGCUGCCUUGCAUUUUGUGCACUUGCAAGGAUGGGGUCCAAGACUGCCAAAAAGUUGUGUGUCCCGGAGAGUACCCUUGCGAAGAGCCUCGGCAUGUAGAAGGGAAAUGCUGCAAAGUAUGCCCAGACGACGAGACGAUGCUCGCCCCAGCAAUCAACACCAACAAAUGCAGAGUGUCUGUCUACAUGUUCAUUGCCACCUCCUCUGAGAACUUAAGGAAAAUCGCCAUAGAGAGGGAAUCCUCGGAUGAUGUGGAAAUCUAUAUCUGGAAACCAGUGAAAGGUAUAUUUCAUUUGGUUCAGAUCAAGAAGGUCAACAAACCGGAGUUCAGGCAAGAAAUGGAGAAUUUCCGCUUGGUCUCCCAGACGAACGAAGCCCACUGGAACACGUUUCUGGUGCAGGGGCAAGAAGUGAAGCUUAUGGAAAGUCCAGACAGAGAAACGAGGAACUUAUAAGAAGAAGGACAGAAAGAGAGUAUAUUAUAUUAAUAUAUAUGACCAACUUCAUUAUUCAAUCAUCUAUCGCAGCAAUGAGAGGACACGCAAUCUACAGCCAGCUCUACAAAAACACCAGCAAACACCACUGCUAAGAAUAAUCCGGCCACUUGGAGUCCCAGUUCGAAUUCCCACGGAGAGGCAGAUGGACUUUUGAAAUGUUCCAAGAGGGGGCAGGUUGCCAACUCCAGGGUAGGAAAAUCAUGGAGAUUUGGGGGUGGAUCCUGAAGAGGGUGGAGUUUAAGGAGGGGAGGGGCCUCAACAGGUUAUAAUGCCAUAAAGUCCCUGGUACAAAGCAGUUCUUUUUUUUCCGGGGGAACUGAUCUCUGUAGCCUGGAGAUCAGUUGUAAUUCUUGGAGAUCUCCAGGCCUGUCCUGGAGGUUGGCAACCAUAAGGAUGACACUUCUUGUGCAAAGGCUCCUAGGCCUAUUUUAGUGUCUGGGCCGCUUGGAGUUUUAAGCCUUAGGGCUCAGUCCUCUGAGAAAGUCUUACCACCAAGCUCUUUCAUUGCUUCUGUGCAGGAGAACUUCUGGCCGCCUCUUAGAGCCUUGCUACAAGUGACAUUUUACACGUGAAGGAUAAAGGAUAAUUUUCGCAAGUCUUUCUGGGAACUGAAGUUCCUCUCCCCAUAAACACAUGGAAUUCGUUGCCACAGGAGGUGGUGGCAGGUACAAGCAUUGCCAGCUUCAAGAGGGGACUGGACAAAUAUAUGGAGCAGAGGUCCAUCAGUGGCUAUUAGCCACAGGAGAUAGAUGGUAUUCUCUUUGUGGGGAGGUGGUGCUCUGUUGUCUUGAUGCUGGAAGGAAGGCAGUGGGAGGGCUUCUGGUGUCCUGGCCUCACUGACAGUCCUUUAGAUGGCACUGGAUUUCUAGCCACUUUGUGUGACAGAAUGUUGGACUGGAUGGGCCACUGGCCUGAUCCAACAUGGCUUUGCUUAUGUUCUUAUGUUCUUACCCCUUUUCCUUCUGUUCCUUCCCCUCGCUGCCUGAAGAGACAGAGAGAGCCUACGGCAACAUCAACUUUUGCAAAUCGUCUUGCUGGGUGGGGGGGAAUGCUGCGGAGAAAGCUGAGAAAGUUGCAGCUGCCUGCCCCAAAGAUCACUGAGAGCAGGCUUGUGACUGGAGGAACGAUUUGCAAAAGUUGCUGUUGCCGCAGGCUUUCUCUCUCUCUUCAGGUAGCGAGGGGAAGGAACAAAAGGAAAAGGGGUGGGGGAGAGGAACUUCAGUUCCCAGAAAGCCUUGCGAAAAUGAUCCUUUAUCCUUCACGUGUAAAAUGUCACUUGUAGCUUGGCUCUUAGCCUGUCAACAGCCAAUGAGGCCAAGCAUCCCCCCCCCCCAGCAAUAGGGCAGUCUUUAGGGCAGUUGAUUGCAACUAACUCUGGUCUUGGGUGACUCAACUUUAGCUAUUUAUUUAUUGGAAAGCCAAGCAUUAACUCCUAACCACCAUUGCAACCCCCUUGACUGACAGAUUUAAGAACCAAGGUUGAAAAGAGAGAUCAAAUAUUGUAAAUAAAAUAAAGUAAUUAUCCUGUAAAGCAA